This is a messenger RNA of Arachis duranensis, 1437 nucleotides long. RefSeq lists its product as uncharacterized. The record is from RefSeq and is a predicted model, not a curated record. Lineage: Eukaryota; Viridiplantae; Streptophyta; Magnoliopsida; Fabales; Fabaceae. The coding region runs from base 28 to 948 and encodes 306 amino acids. The transcript is spliced from 5 exons.
AAUUCAAUUCAAUUCUACACAGUUGAAAUGCAAGCCUCACCCUACAGUUCCAGAAAACAAGAUGAUUCUGAGUUCAAUAACACCAAGCCUAGAAGGUACUCAGCAUCAUAUAUAAGAAACAUUAGAGAAGACAUAACAACAACAACAACAAGGUCUUUUAGAUCAAACACAAUCAUUUCUAGCACUGCUUCCUCACCUGGAUACUCAUUUAAAGAUGAAAUAGAUCCUUCAACUUAUUCUUUCAAUACCGCUCUUAAAGCAUUGCAAACAAGGUACUGUAGAAGUAGCUCGGAAUGCUUAUCCCCAGAUGGGUUUGCAUUGAAUUCAAAGUGGAGUGAAGCAGAGAAAUAUAUAUGCAACCCAAUUUCAGGGGAGGUACCAAUGGAAUGCUUAUCAGCAAAAUCUCUUAGUGGAAGAUCAUUCAGAAAACCAUCAUCAACACUAAACACUACUAUUAGAGUAGUGUCUGAUCCUCUAGUUUAUUCUUCAAGACAUAUCCAAACAAAGCCUUCAAUCUACAGUAAUAUACAAGAAGAAGAAGAUGAUGAUGAUGUAGCUCUUCAGUUUCCAAAUCCAGAAAUAGAGAAAGAGGAAAUGACAAUAGAGACUGAUGGUACUCAAAAUACACCUCCUUAUCUUAGUACAAGCAGUGGCAAUAGUGCUCUAACAUCAUGCAUUCUGGAGAGAUCAACAAAGCCAUACUAUGAAGAUUCACCUAAUUCAAUUGUCAUAACCAAAUCUAAAGAAGAGGUAGAAAUGCAAGGUAAAGAAACAUGGGAAGCAAUAAAAGAAUCGGAAAGAAGAAAGAAUGAGUAUAUGAAGAGAGAUGUGCAACUUUGCAGGCGAAGUGGGUGUUUUUCAUGGAUGAAGCAUAAUAAGAGGCAUAGAGAGAAUAAUGAAAGACGCAGAAAGAAUACUACAUCUUUCUUGCAUUUUAAAGGUUGCUAAAGAAAGAGUUUGAAAAUAUCUUAAAAGAAUAAGUGGCAACUACAUUAGGAUGAUGAGAUGCCAAUAAUUUCUUUGUUCUCCCACUUUCUUCCGCAAUUUUCGCAACUUAUUACCAUGGUGGUAUAUUUUUUUCAGGAUUUUCUGUGCGAAUGCAAACAAGUGAUGAUUUGUAUAUUUUGAAGUCUGUUAGUAUCUUCUUUUACCCCACUCCUUCUACUUAAUAAGAAGUUUAUAUAGAUUGACUUCACUCUGUUGUGAACAGGGUUAAAAAACUAAAUCUAAAUCGAUAAAAUAUUAAUAUAUUAUAAAAUAAUCAUAUAUUUAUAAACAUAUUUUUUAAAUUCAUCAUAUUUCAUUAAAUCUAAAUAUAAUGUCGAAGAUGAACUAGACAAUUAGUAAGAUUUUAUUCUUGAACAAAAAUAAGAUAGACUACUUGCUUGAGAAACAGUCCAACUGAUAUGCAACUAGUAGGAAUUGAACCUAAAAAUU